AUGUCCACUCAAUCUCUGAGUAAUCAUGAUGCCGUUGCAGCUCCGUCUCACCUUAAACAGGCAUCCAGCACCACCGCGCUGCCAAAGUCCAAGACUAUGGACAGCUUGCUGUCUUCAUCCCGCGACACUAUCACCAGACGACGCCUUCUCCAACCCCUCGACCCCCCUCUACCACGAACACAGACCUUGGGCAACAUCUCAUGCUUCGGUCCAUCAACCGAGUCGCCUUCUCCAAGAAAGCCAACCUCAAUUUCCCUUUCCCCUGCUGGACAGCAUCACGAUAAUGCAAGUCAGCUCAACAUUGCCGAUGCAUUGAUGGAAAGCAGAAUGUCCGAAAAAGAGAUGGACUUGAUGAUACAAGUUCAAAGAGAGGCGGCAAUCAAUCGUGCUCGACUUAGAAAUGCUUGUCAACACCGAAACCCUCCAGAACGCGCCCCUUCUGUCCAAUCACCAAGAAGCACAGUCGACCGAGCGCCCACCCUGAAGCUGGCACUGAAUGACGUUGCCAAUACACAACGUCUCGAAACCAUGAAGAGGACAUCAUCAUCUGGGCGCCUCCUGUUCAUCAAUUCCACUUUGGCCAACAAGAACUGGCGGGACGGCGACCUACCCACUUCAACAACAUUGAGCACCAGCAUUGGAAGCGACACGAGCUUGAAUCAAAGCCAAGACUCGGACAAUGAUCCAAGACAUGUAUAUGUUGCAGAGGACACAUCAUACUGGACAGGGCGAUAUAUGUCCCUCUGUGACCGAUUUCGUAUGAAAGAGCUCAACAGACCACCUCAUUCACCCUCGGAAUCCACUGAAAAGAAGAUUGAUCGCGAGUUCGAGAACAGUGAGAAAGUGCGUAUGAACAGUGUGCUCAAUGAGUUAAAAACGCAUUGUAAGACGGGAGAGGCUUUGAAGAGCUUUGAAGACUUCGAAAAUAUCCUCCUCAAAAAACUGGGAAUAUCACGCCAGAGCCUGCAUCGCGCUGGAAGCCUCGCAUUUGCAGGGAAAGAUGUGGAGAGGAAAUUCUCCGAGUCGAACGGCUUCAAGCCUUUUUUGUUGAACACGUCAACCUCUCCUGGAAAUGCCUCGACGCCAACCAGUAGAAUAUCGAGCGUCAAUGCUGAGGCCGUGGUUACCGAGCCUUCCAAGGCCUUCUACGGCGACGGCACCAUGGCGAAAAGCAAGACCACCGGCAACCUCGCGUCUCUCAUUCCCCUCAUACCUAAGAGGCAGUAUGUUAUUGCUAACAAUUCUCUGCCAAAGUCGAAUACUGUCCAGCUCGCUUCGCACGGGCGUAAAACAUCCUACUUCGACUGUUCCCCCGAAACUCGAGCAAAGGCUAUGAAAGAACGUGAGGAACGCGCCUCUCGCAGAGCAGCUGAGACGCAUCGACGCGCGAACUCGCAGCUUCCAGCUGUUGGCGUAGUCAAGAGUCGCGGGCAGAGCAUGGUCCCAGCAUCAUCCUCCAAGACUGUGAAAGUCUCAGGGUCGGUCCCAACACAACUCAAUACUUCCUGCCUCAAAGUGGAGCCCGAGGAAGCAGUGACAGAUUCCCUGAGUGUUGCCAUGCUCGAGAGUGGACAUGUGCGCCCACCGCCAAGUCCUGUGAGGCAGGCGUUGCCGUCACGAGUGGAGCUGGUCGAGGUACCUGGAGGUGGGAAGGAGAAGGUUGUCAAAUCACGGCGUAAGACCGAGAGACAGAUCAGUGGGGAAAGGGUCAAGACAUUGUUUGGAGCCGGAAUGCGAGAGGUCAAGAAGAUGGGACGUCGAGUUAGUGGGAUGAGCUGGCCCGGAAGUAGCGAGGAGUUGAUAUCGCCAAGGAGUGGGAGUAAGUGA
Molecule: messenger RNA, 1827 nt
Organism: Fonsecaea multimorphosa CBS 102226
Lineage: Eukaryota; Fungi; Ascomycota; Eurotiomycetes; Chaetothyriales; Herpotrichiellaceae
Exons: 2
Coding region: 1-1827 (608 amino acids)
Source: RefSeq, a predicted model, not a curated record